Lactuca saligna is the source of this 715-nucleotide messenger RNA. Lineage: Eukaryota; Viridiplantae; Streptophyta; Magnoliopsida; Asterales; Asteraceae. The record is from the annotation of a GenBank genome assembly.
GGAGAAAUAAGCUUGCUUCUUUGACAUAUAUUUUUUAAACUUAAAAUCCUGAUGGGUAUUAUGUUUUUUUUAGUUACAAGGGCAUAAAUGGUAAGGGGAAGAUGCUAUUAUGAGUAAAAUUACAGGUUUGGUGUUGUUAGUUGUUGAAAAAUAAAUCCAAAAUCCAAGGCACAUUGAGUUCCUUUGAGGUUUUGGGACGAUUUGAUCAUUGAGUUGGAAUCGGGAAGACUGCUACACUGCUUCAUUGCGUUUCUUGACACGGAUUCAGAUAUUGUUGGAAAAAUCAUCAGAGGCAAGCGAAACUAUUCCCGUUACUCUGGUUUACUGACGUUAACUUCUUUCACUUUAUAUCUCCAAGAUGGGCCGGAGUAUAAUAAAGAUGAAACUACAUAUAACCGACCGAACACGCCAUCAAAUUGUGAGGACUGUCUAUGCGAUAGAGAGAAAGUAUAUAAUAUUUGUUUCUCGGGUGAAAUUGGUUCAUUUGGAUUCAAUGAACAUUUUGAUAUCAACCAAACUAAGCAACGUAGAGUUCCAACCGCGGAUGCCGGAAGCAUUUAACAUCAUAAAUAUGCCUAGAAGAAUUUUUAAUUCCGUGUGAGACAUUUGGUGGUGUUUUUUUUUUUGAAGUUUUGACAACUUUUACGAGUGCGUUGCUUUUAUUGUUGAUCUACAUUAAUGUUAGACAUAUUAUGGUGAAUUUUUUCAUGUAUGG